Paramecium sonneborni is the source of this 556-nucleotide messenger RNA. Lineage: Eukaryota; Ciliophora; Oligohymenophorea; Peniculida; Parameciidae. The record is from the annotation of a GenBank genome assembly.
AAUUUCUCUUCAAACAAUACUAGAACUAAAGCUAACCGGCUUGGUUUGAUGUAUUAGUUUUGAAAGAAUUUUCGAAUGUUUCCACUAAGAAGUUCAUAAAAUUGAAUACUGACGAAGUUAACCUACUUCUUAAGGAUUCAAGAGUUAAGUUCUAAAUGGGCAUACAUAAAAUGUUGUAUGGAUAGUUAGAAUAUAUACAGUAUGAGUAGAAGAUUAAAGUUCUAGAAUUUUUAAGACUCUUCUAUUUUAUUGGAUGAGUUAUUCAAAAAAGAGUAGAUAAAACGUAAUUAUUAUAAAAAUUGUAGACUAUACAAAAUGGUAUAAUAUGAAUGGAAUAGUUACAAUUGACCUCCGCAACCCCUGAAAAAUUCAAAGAUGUGAUUUUGCCUUACUUUUAAUCAUAUUUCUUAAUUGAUUAAUUGGAUUCAGAGCAGCUCUAUAUUUGAAAAUUGCAACCUACACUUGGUAAACCUGAUACAACAAUGGAAUAAUAAUUAUUUUAAAAGUCAAGAACUUAACUAAAGUCAUUGACAGAUUUAUGAAUUUUUUAUGAUGU